AUGAUGGGUAUCGCAAUAAUCUUCGUUGGUUUCAUCGUUUUGGCCUGGAAUCAUUUUCCACCGUUUUAUCCACUUCCAAUGCUUGGUGGAUUAUUCUGGGGAGUGGCGAACAGCACAGCCAUAAUGUUAACUGAGGUGCUGGGUCUAGCUCUUGCGCUGCUAAUCUGGAACACUGUAUCCUGUAUCAUGGGAUGGGCCACAUCCCGAUUCGGUCUUUUUGGUACACUUCCAGAACCACCAAAGAGUGACCUCCUCAACUAUCUCGGACUUGUUCUAUUGGUCAUCGGGUCAGACCAUCAUGCAGAAUUUCCUCAAGCACCCGAAAAUGGCUCAGCGUAUGUGUUCUCGUACUUCACUGGAAUCCUGCUCACAACAUCGUCAAUAUUUAUUAUCUAUUCAAUUGCAAAACGUGGUCGUCCUAUGAUCUAUCGACGAUUAGUGUUGCCCUCACUGCUGUGUGGUGCUCAAUGGGCCGUUGGGAUGACACUGUUGUUUGUAGCGAACGAUAAUCUCAGUCAAACGAUCGCAUAUCCGAUAAUCACCGUACUCCCUGGAGGAGUAGCCGCUCUGUGGAGUGUUUUAUAUUUCAGAGAAAUCAAAGUCAGUCAGUCAGUUUGA
Molecule: messenger RNA, 618 nt
Organism: Anisakis simplex (herring worm)
Lineage: Eukaryota; Metazoa; Nematoda; Chromadorea; Rhabditida; Anisakidae
Source: the annotation of a GenBank genome assembly